Messenger RNA from Phalacrocorax carbo (great cormorant), 2420 nucleotides. The record is from RefSeq and is a predicted model, not a curated record. Lineage: Eukaryota; Metazoa; Chordata; Aves; Suliformes; Phalacrocoracidae.
CGCCCCGCGCCAGGCCCCGCCCCGCGCCGCGGCGGCAAGAUGGAGGCGGAGGGCGGCCCGCUGGGCCCGGGGGAGCGCUGGGCGCCGGUAGGCGCCGUGUCGGCAGCGGCGACGGCGGAGGAAGAGGAGGACGACGACGAUGAGGAGGCGGCGGCGGCGGGCGGGUCGCCGCGGUCCGUGCCGCGGCUGCGGGCCGAGCGGCGCCGCCUGCACGGGGCGCUGCUGGCGCUGGCCUCGCACUUCGCGCAGGUGCAGUUCCGGCUGCGGCAGGUGGCGCGGGCCGGCCCGGCCGAGCAGCAGCGCCUGCUCCGCGACCUGGAGGACUUCGCCUUCCGCGGCUGCCCCGCGCCGCUGGCCCGCGGCCCGGGCGGCGCCCCGAGCGAGCGAGAGAAGCAGGAGCAGGUUGAGGUCCAGAAGGAGAAGCAGAGAGAGCUGAUCCUGCAGCUCAAGACACAGCUGGAUGACCUGGAGACAUUUGCUUACCAGGAGGGCAGCUAUGAUUCUCUGCCACAGUCUGUGGUUAUGGAAAGACAACGGAUGAUCAUAAAUGAGUUGAUAAAGAAGCUGGACAUGGACUUGAGUGAAGAUAUUGCAACGCUCUCUCCAGAGGAGCUGCGACAGCGUGUGGAUGCUGCCAUAGCGCAGAUUGUUAAUCCAGCCAGGGUGAAGGAGCAGCUGGUGGAACAGCUGAAGACACAGAUAAGGGACCUCGAAAUGUUCAUCAACUUCAUUCAGGAUGAAGUUGGAAGCUCUAGUAAGGCGGAAGAUGGACACUGUGAUUGUGCAGGCAGAAAAGAUGGCGGUGGCUCCUACAAACCAAAUACACGGCCCUCUGGAAAUAGAGUGAACGCAGAAGAUGCCAGAAAGAUGCGAGAAACGGGCCUGCACCUCAUGCGUCGCAUGCUUGCUGUGCUACAAAUAUUUGCUGUCAGUCAGUUUGGUUGUGCUACUGGUCAGAUUCCUCGCACCCUCUGGCAGAAUGACCAAGCCAGCAAGGACUAUUCCCCCUUAAUUAAGAAACUGGAGUUGUCAGUAGAGCGGGUGAGGCAGCUAGCUAUGAAACACCAGCAGGAAGACCACGUUAUCAGUUCCUCCGAUCUGCAGGACAUUCCCUUAGGAGGCAAAGAUGAGCUGACUCUGGCUGUGCGGAAGGAGUUGACAAUUGCUUUGCGGGACCUGAUGGCUCACGGGCUCUAUGCCUCCUCUCAAGGAAUGAGCCUGGUACUGGCACCCAUCGCGUGCUUGAUUCCUGCGUUCACCUCGUCCCCGCAGACCAUGCACCCCUGGGAACUCUUUGUGAAGUAUUACAACACUAAGAAUGGACAAGCUUUUGUGGAAUCCCCGGCUCGGAAGCUCUCCCAGUCCUUUGGCUUGCCUGUGACAGGAGGAGUUGCCAUUACCCCCAAACAGAGCCUGCUGACAGCGAUUCACACUGUCCUCACGGAGCAUGACCCCUUCAAGCGCAGUGCGGACUCUGAGCUGAAAGCUCUGGUGUGUAUGGCACUAAAUGAGCAGCGCCUGGUCUCCUGGGUAAAUCUGAUUUGCAAAUCUGGAGCUCUGGUACAGUCCCAUUACCAGCCAUGGAGCUACAUGGCAAACACAGGCUUUGAGAGUGCACUCAACAUUCUCAGUCGCCUGAGCAACUUGAAAUUCAACCUCCCAGUUGACCUGGCUGUCCGGCAGCUGAAAAACAUCAAAGAUGCUUUUUGAUGUAUUUUUUACUGUAGAUCAUCCAUUUUCCACAAGUAGGCAGCUGUUGGGCUCAAGAAGCCUGGCUUUUUUAAGACCAAGUCUGGCUCUUUGAUGUUUGCUUUUAGAGAAAUCUUACGGUGUGUUGAUGCUGGAAAUCUACAUUUUACAAGGCUGCCGCUGCAAAGCUGGUGGAGGUUGCACGCUGUACAGCACCUCACCCUGCCCUUCUUGUGCAGCUCUGAACAGCAAAACUGCUUCGCUGGUGAGCAGACGCCAGCAAGCGUUUGCUGUGCGAGGCUGGCUACCCUGCAUGGGGUGGAGGCCUGGCCCCAGAGCCUACAGGUGGGGGGCAGAGCCCCUCAGAACGUGCAGCCUCGCUCCUGUGCUGCCUCCGUGGGGUUAUUUCUCAGUGUCUGUGGUCUAAAUGAUGCCCGGACAGACGCCUCUCACGGCAGGAGCGGGACAGGCUGACAUGUUGCCUAGAGGCAAGUGACUUGCCCCCCGUAACUGUGUGAAUGUAUAAAACUGGGGCAGACCUGCUGAGCCGCUGGGGCUGCGCUGCUCAGGGGCUGGCAGCUCGGCAAUCCCCAGGAGCGCCCUGUUCUUCGGGCAGCCCCAGCCGCUUUGUCCAGCAACCCCAGAGCUCCUGGUGUGAAGCGUUUGCGCAGUGGUCGGCUCACGGGCGGGCUGGUGUUCUGUAGGGGAUGCAUUAAACUGCUUUAGCAAGA